AAUCAUCUCUGAGGUUAUGUGACCAGUCAAAUAAACAAAAACUGUUUGGUAAAGUUUUAAAGAAAGGUAGAUGCUUGUAAAUGAUAUUCACAUCCCUUCAUGAUGCCUUUUUUUCUUGUGUUACUCAAAAGAGGAAUAAUAAUAACAACAUGUGUUUUAUUGCUUCUUGCCUAUCGAGGAACUUCUCAGCCGAUUUUCAUGGCGAUAUUUCCGGGUGUUAUAAGAUCAGGCUCUGAGGCAAAACUAUGUAUAAGCCUUCUAAAACCAGAAGAAAAUCUGCAGCUUACUAUUUCUUUGGUUUACAACGAACAGAACAGAACACUUCUACAGGAGAGAACAGAGAAGGAAUUCCACCGCUGCCUUGACUUUCAGGCUCCUGAGUCUGAUUCAGUGCAAGAGAUCCAAGUGGAAGCUCGAGGGAAAAAAACUCGACAGAUUGAAAAGAGAAAAGUCAAAUUCAUGUCAUAUAAUCCACUUACAAUAAUUCGAACAGAUAAACCAAUCUACAAUCCUGGACAAACAGUUCAGUUCAGGAUUUUCACAGUGGAUACAAAAUUUAAGCCAGUUGAUAAAACAUACAAACUCAUAGGAUUGAAGGACAAUCGACUGAACAGAAUCAAUCAGUGGAUUAAUGCCACACCAACCAAUGGCAAGAUACUGCAGCUUUCCCAUACGCUGAAUCCAGAAGCUUCUGUCGGUUUAUAUGAGCUGUUUGUAGAGACUGGCAAACAAACAAUUAAAGAAUAUUUUCAGGUUAAAAAAUAUGUUCUACCGAAAUUUGAAGUGACAUUACACAGGCCAGACAUAGUGAGAGCAAAUGAAGAAUUAAAGAUGAGGGUAUGUGGGAGAUAUACCCAUGGACAUCCUGUACAGGGUAGUGUGAAGAUGGGACUCUGCAAAAACAUGGCAGUCAGUGUUUAUUAUCCCAAUCAGUAUCAAACUCCACUCUGUUUGAAUAGAUCAGCAGUACUGAAUGAGACCGGCUGUGUUUCUGAGAUGUUCCCCAUUUCAUUUUUCAUCAGAAGUUCAAAACUCCAUUUCAUGCAACAACAUCUUCAAUUCACUGCAUCAGUAACUGAGGACGGGACAAACAUCUCAAUGGAAAGGUCUGAUAAUGUGUUUUUGACCUAUAGUGUUGGUAGCAUCAAAUUUGUUGACUUGCCAGAGUUCUUUGAGAAAGGAUCAGUCAUACAAGCAAAGGUAAAAGUUGAGUUCUCCAAAGGGACUCCAAUUCAUCAAAUUAAGGUUGUUGUUUAUUGUGACAUGUCUCCAUCUCAAGAACUUAUAACAGAUAUCAAUGGAUUGGCCCAUUUCACUAUUAAUACGUCCCUUGUGAUAAGUACAUCCAUUCAAGUAACGGCAUAUGCUUCAUUUAUCAAUCAGUUUUAUACUCCGUUUCAUAUUGAACCUGCAUACAAACUUCUGCAAAUAAAACCCAAAGAAAGCCCAGAAAAAGUGAGUCAACUGGUUAUAAAGGCUCUAGAGGAACCACUGAAGUGCGAGGAGGAGAUCUCAGUAACCGUGGGGUACACUAUUGCUGGAGAGACUGUUGAAAGUGGUUCUGUUACUAUAGUCUACCUGAUUUCCUCUAGAGAAGAGAUAGUCCACCAUGGCUAUAAGAAUGUCGAGGUGAAGGGCUCUGAUGGAGAAGUGGAGGGAGAAGUGAUGUUUAAAGUCCUUGUUCGUACACAGAUGGCUCCUAAAAUGGAGUUUCUAGCUUACUGUGUGCUGCCCAGUGAGACUGUACUAGCUGCUUCCAGAACAUUUCAAAUUGAGAAAUGUCUUGAAAAGAUGUCACUUCAGUUUUCUCCAACUUCAGCUGUUCCUGGUGAAGAAAACACACUUCAGAUCUCAGCUCAGCCUGGGUCACUGUGCGGCCUCAGUGCUGUAGAUCGGAGCGUCCGGAUCAUGGAGUCCGGAAAACAUCUGGAUGCUGACAAAUUUUUUUACCUGUUGCCCGCCAGGCUUUUUCCAUAUGACAUUGAGGAUCAAGAAGAUUGCUAUAAUAUUAGAUCAAAAAAAAAAUCCAAGUAUCUCCCUCCUUCACCUUAUAUACCAAUGCCAUUCCACCCUUACCCUUCAGAGAGUAAAGCAGAUGCUGUCUAUACAAGUUUCAGGAACAUGGGAUUAAAGGUGGUGACAAAUUUGAUUAUUAAAAUGCCAUCCUGUAUUAUAUUCAGAGAUGAAUAUUAUCAGAGAAUGUUUGGUGGUGUAGCAGGACUUAUGCCAGGAAUUGCUGGAGCAGUUCCAAUGAAUCCCAUGGGGUUCCCAGGUGCAUUGGUUCCAGCAGUUGGAAUGAGUCCAGUGGGCCACGGAAUUCCUUUUGGAGAAGCUGGAGUCGCAGCAGGAGGUAUAGGACCUGGGGUUGCUCUCACACCUCCACCCACAGAAACAAUUCGUACAUUUUUCCCAGAAACUUGGAUCUGGGAACUUGCUGUUGUUGGGGACUCUGGAUCAGCUCAGGUUCCGGUCACGGUUCCUGACACCAUCACCUCUUGGGAGACAGAGGUCUUCUGUCUGUCCUCCAAAGGUCUGGGUCUGGCUCCUCCUGCUCAGCUGACAGUUUUCCAGCCCUUCUUCCUGGAGCUCUCUCUGCCUUACUCCAUCAUCCGUGGGGAGAUCUUUGAGCUGAAGGCCACUGUCUUCAACUAUUUGUCCAAGUGCAUCAUGGUUAAAGUGACUCCAGCUCCUUCUUCAGAGUACACUCUCAAAGCCUCCUCUGAUGAUCAGUAUUCAUCCUGUCUGUGUGCUAAUGGAAGAAAAACCUUUAAAUGGAUCCUCACUCCUUCUGUUCUUGGACUCUUGAAUAUUACAGUCAGUGCAGAGGCAGAGGCGUCCCAGACUGUGUGUGACAACGAGAUUGUGAGUGUGCCAGAGAGAGGACGCAUUGACACAGUCACAAGAAGUCUGCGCGUAAAUGCUGAAGGAAUCGAAAUGAGUAAAAGCUACAGCUGGCUCCUUUGCCCCAAAGGGCAAAACCUCUUGAAUGAAGUAGAGCUGAUAUUUCCCAAAAAUAUGAUAGAGGGAUCAGGAAGAGCUACUGUUUCAGUGCUUGGAGACAUAUUGGGUCUUGCUCUAAAGAAUCUUGACGGAUUACUACAGAUGCCGUACGGCUGUGGAGAACAAAAUAUUGCUAUUCUUUCUCCCAAUAUUUACAUUCUGCAGUAUCUGGAAAACACAGGGCAGCUCACCCCAGCUAUCCGAGAGAGAGCCACUGGCUUCCUUAAGAGUGGGUAUCAAAAGCAACUCAACUAUGAAAAUUCGGAUGGAUCAUAUACUACAUUUGGAAAGGGAGAAGGAAAUACAUGGCUGACUGCGUUUGUGCUGAGAACUUUUGGGAAAGCACAGCAUUACAUCUUCAUUGACCCCCAAAAAAUUCAGAACUCAAAGCAAUGGCUGAUACGCCACCAAAGACCAGAUGGUUUAUAUGAGACCAAGGGAAAGCUUUUUAAUAACAGAAUGAAGGGGGGUGUAAGUGACAGUGUGACCAUCACUGCCUAUAUAACUGCAUCACUACUUGAGCUGAACACAUCAGUUGCGGAUCCUGCUGUGAGUAAAGCUCUGUCUUAUUUAAAGCGCUUUGUUGAUAUCCAAAACACGUACACCACUGCUUUGCUCACCUACACUUUCAGUCUGGCUAAAGACCAAGUGACUCGUGACUAUCUUCUAAAAAAGCUUAUGGACACUGGGAUUUCAGAAGGCUCUCAUCUCCACUGGUCUCAGUCUGCAUCUGCUGAUGACUCUGAUUCUCUGGCAGUGGAGAUCAGCUCAUAUGUGCUGCUAGCUUCUCUCACUGCAGAUUCACUCACUACAGCUGAUCUGGGCUUUGCUAACAGGAUUGUCAGCUGGCUUGUGAAGCAGCAGAAUGCCUAUGGAGGAUUCUCCUCAACACAGGACACAGUGGUGGCUCUUCAGGCUCUGUCUUUGUACGCCACCAAAGUGUUCAGCUCUGACGGCUCCAGCACAGUGACUGUACAGUCAGCAGAAGACAUUCACCACUUUGAUGUCAAUCAGGACAACAAGUUACUGUACCAAGAGAAACAGCUGCAGAACGUUCCUGCCAAAUACAGCAUUGAAGUGAAGGGCUCGACAUGUGUGUCUGUGCAGAUGUCUCUUUUCUACAAUAUCCCAACUCCCAAGGAAUCUAAUUCAUUACAAAUCUUUGUUAGGACCGGAGGAAUAUGUCAGAGCGGGACGGGACAAAUUCUAGAUGUUGUAUUAGACAUUAUAUAUACUGGGAUACAAGACAGUUCUAACAUGGUCAUUGUAGAUAUGAAACUCUUGUCUGGUUUCAUACCAGAGCCCUCUUCCCUGGAUGCGUUGAAGAAAUCAGUACAUCGUGUUGAAUCCAAAGAUGACCAUGUGAUCAUGUAUCUUCAAGAGAUUCAGAGGAACAUACUCUUUCGCCAAACGCUACGCAUAAAACAAACCUUCGUAGUUAAAAACCUCAAGCAUGCCGUGGUAAAAGCGUAUGAUUACUACCAGACAAGUGAGCGGUCUGAAGCAGAAUACUCUCAUCAUUGUGCAUGAGGAGCGACGCUGCAGAAUUCAGUACACAGUAUAACUCUGUGCUUUACCCUGGCUUUUAAGAUCGACGUUAUUAUCAUUUUGCAGUUAUACUUGAUCUUCAUAGCAAAUGUAAAUACUUUGAUUACUGUAGGCCUAUAUCAAUCUGUAUGACUUCUUGAAAAGAGCAAGUAAAAUUAUCAUUGUGAAA
Molecule: messenger RNA, 4717 nt
Organism: Puntigrus tetrazona (Sumatra barb)
Lineage: Eukaryota; Metazoa; Chordata; Actinopteri; Cypriniformes; Cyprinidae
Product: alpha-2-macroglobulin-like
Exons: 35
Coding region: 100-4530 (1476 amino acids)
Cellular component (GO): extracellular region
Molecular function (GO): endopeptidase inhibitor activity
Source: RefSeq, a predicted model, not a curated record